Messenger RNA from Equus caballus (horse), 2764 nucleotides. It is a transcript of the gene WNT8A, whose product is annotated as Wnt family member 8A. The record is from RefSeq and is a predicted model, not a curated record. NCBI's taxonomy places the organism in Eukaryota, Metazoa, Chordata, Mammalia, Perissodactyla, Equidae. Gene Ontology annotation, cellular component: extracellular region. Gene Ontology annotation, biological process: cell fate commitment; neuron differentiation; multicellular organism development. Gene Ontology annotation, molecular function: frizzled binding; cytokine activity.
GUGGCUGUGGGCAUAUGCUAUGCUACCUUCAGUGCCUCUGCCUGGUAAGUCCUUUCUGCCACCCCUCACUCUCUGUCAAGGAAGCUCCCGUUAUCUCAUCCCCAUUCACCAUUGCCUCACUUUUUCUCUUUCUGGUAGGUCAGUGAACAAUUUCCUGAUAACAGGUCCCAAGGCCUAUCUGACCUACACUACCAGUGUGGCCCUGGGUGCCCAGAGCGGCAUCGAGGAAUGCAAGUUCCAAUUUGCUUGGGAACGCUGGAACUGCCCCGAAAAUGCUCUCCAGCUGUCCACUCACAACAGGCUGAGAAGUGCCACCAGGGAGACUUCCUUCAUUCAUGCUAUCAGCUCUGCUGGAGUCAUGUACACCAUCACCAAGAACUGUAGCAUGGGUGACUUUGAAAACUGUGGCUGUGAUGAGUCAAAAAAUGGAAAAACAGGAGGCCAUGGCUGGAUCUGGGGGGGCUGCAGUGACAAUGUGGAAUUUGGGGAAAGGAUCUCCAAACUCUUUGUGGACAGCCUGGAGAAGGGAAAGGAUGCCAGAGCCCUGAUGAAUCUUCACAACAACAGGGCGGGCAGGCUGGCAGUGAGAGCCACCAUGAAAAGGACCUGCAAAUGUCACGGCAUCUCGGGGAGCUGCAGCAUCCAGACAUGCUGGUUGCAGCUGGCUGACUUCCGGGAGAUGGGAGACUACCUAAAGGCCAAGUAUGACCGGGCGCUGAAAAUUGAGAUGGAUAAACGGCAGCUAAGGGCUGGGAACAGCGCCGAGGGCCACUGGGCACCCACUGAGGCCUUCCUCCCAAGCGCAGAGGCUGAACUGAUCUUUUUAGAGGAAUCGCCAGAUUACUGUACCCACAAUUCUAGCCUGGGCAUCUAUGGCACAGAGGGUCGGGAGUGUCUGCAGAAUAGCCACAACACAUCCAGGUGGGAGCAACACAGCUGUGGGCGCUUGUGCACCGAAUGUGGCCUGCAGGUGGAAGAGAGGAAGACUGAAGCUAUCAGCAGCUGUAACUGCAAAUUCCAGUGGUGCUGCACAGUGAAGUGUGACCAGUGUAGGCAUGUGGUGAACAAGUACUACUGUACACGCUCCCCAGGCAGUGCUGUGUCCUGGGGCAAGGGCAGCACCAGAUAACACCCCACACAAACUCACUUGCUCAGUUGCAUGACAAUGGAGGGGGACACAGCUUCUCUUUCCGAGAGAGUAGAUUGGAAAAUCACAAUGUUGGUCUGUAGUCCUCUUGAUAUGUGCUAUAUACAUGGGGAAACAGAGGCCCAAGAUUCUACAGCAUAUUCUUGACAGAGCUGAAAUUGGAACCUGGGCCUCCUAACUUGGGCAGAUCCCGUUUCAUCUUUCCUACAAGUUUCAUCCUGGUCUUUGUGCCUGUACUUUUGCAGCUUGCUAAAGGGGGAGUUUGGUUUGGGGUCCACAUCCAGAAGGACCCUCAAAGUACUUGUCCCUGUAAGUUUCAGACCACGUCCAACCCAGCUGUGCUGAGAAUCAGAGGGAAUGGAAAAAAUCAAAGAGUUCUGUCCAAACUCGUGAAGGAGCAACAUUCUCCUACUCUGGCUAGCUCCGGAAAGACCACCUGCAAGUUCAUGCAGAUCAGUAGGGCAGAGACACAUACCUGCCUAAUGGAAAGUUUUCAGGGUGUUGGGUUUUUCACUUGAGUAUGCACUUUUGAAAAGUUCUCCCCACCCAACCUUGGGGAAACCAGGACCUAACAUAACCUGAGGACUCUUCCAGCUCAGAAACCAUCUCUGGAGCUAGGGAGAAGGAACGGUCACAGUAAGUGGACAGGUGACUACAACUUACCCAAACAAGGACCCCCAAGAGGGAUUUUCCCCCAAAGAGCUGGAAAAUGACUCUGUUUUAUUUUCCCAGAUUGGGAACUCAACUUGAUUUUGCAAUAAAUACUUCUAGAAUAUAUAUCCAGCUGAGACCUUUUAUUUCUGUCUUUGGAAAGCUUGGGAUCAGAAAGGGAAUGGGAAACCCUGCUUCUAUAUCCCAAUUAUGCACAAGGCUAAGGGAGAAACUGGAAAUAUCCAACUCCCUUGAGAUCAUUGUUUGACAGUUAAUAAAAUUAAGACCCAGGAACUGGCCAAUAGGAAACCAAUUCAGACUCCUAGAUUUAGAAGGUGUUAUUUUAAUGUAACUUGAGGAACAAGGAAGCCCUUUGAACUUGAACCUUAUUCAAAGAGUGUUUACUCUCUUAACUUGGGCUUCCUGGGGUGUCUGUACUCGGAGGACCUGGGCCCCAGGGCAAGAGACUAGGAAAGUUGUGGAUUCUACCUUCCUCGUUUGCAUUUCUACAUCUUCCAUUGGUAAUCUUUGGGAGAGGAGUAGUUUCCCAUAAAGAGAGCCCUGGGGGCUCAAUCACUGGUCUCCUAAAUCUGAGCAUCUCAGCCUUGGGAGUCUCCUCUCUCCGCAAAGGCCAAGUACCCUGCAGGGAGGAGGUAUUUCAGCUAUGUUAAAUAAACAAGUAAAAUGACUGAUAACCAAGAGUGGUGAAACACUCUCCAUUUAAUAUUUUAAAUUAUAAAACAAUUUAAAUGUUCACUAGUAGGGCAACUAGUUAAAUCGUGACCCCACAAUGAAAUAUUAGCCAUCAAAAUAAUAUUCCAGAGAAAUAUUUAGUAACAUGAAAAACAUGCAUGAUACAAUUAAGUGAAUAAAGUUAGUUGCAAAACAGCAUGUUCAGGGGCUGGCCCCGUGGCCGAGUGGUUAAGUUCGCGCGCUUCGCUGCAGGCGGCCCAGUGUUUCGUUAGU